AUGGCAUUGCCAAUAAUUGAGUUCCUGAAGAAAUUGCUAUGCAAUCUGAUGUCGGGCACCGAGUCACUAACUGCCAAUAAUCUUGUCUUGGCGGUUUACCGUCACGUUACUAAUCCUGAAUGUCGGCAAUAUUUGUUGCGCCAGGCCUUUGAAGAAGCUGUUCAUACUGACACUUUUAUUUAUUGUUGUGAUAGUCUAGGCUUAAACCCAGAUGAAAUUUAUAAUAUGUAUCUGACUAUCCCUUCGAUUGAAGAAAAAGAUAAUUUUGUCAUUGAGUUAACCAAAUCGAUAUUUGAUCCUAAAUUUGAAAUUAAAAAUGAUAAAGAUAUUCAAACUUUCCUCCACGAUUUGAUUGGUUAUUAUGUGAUAAUGGAAGGAAUAUUUUUCUAUGCCGGGUUUGCUAUGAUGCUGGCUUUGAAACGAAGUAAUAAAAUGGUCGGCAUUGGUCAACAAUUUGAAUUUAUUAUGCGCGAUGAGAGUUUGCAUUUAGCAGUCGAAUUAGAAAAAAAAUAUGCUUUGGAUGCUUGCCCAGAAGGAGUGAUUGGAAUUAAUGCCGAGCAAUUCAGUAAAUAUGUGGAAUAUGUGGCCGAUCGUCGUUUGGAAAGAAUUGGUGAAGCUGGAACUGGUAAGAGUUUUUUGUUAAAGUAUUUGAUUGGAUUAUUAAGAGAUGAAUACGAAGAAGAAUUGUUUAUUACUUCUUACACGGGACGAACUGCUAUUAAUAUUCACGGUCAAACUUUGCACUCUUUUGCUGGAAUUGGUGCUACUGGAGAACUCGAUUGGCAUGGUAAUUUGUUUGACAAAUUGGAAAUAAUUGCUCGGCAAAUUAAGGGCAGUGAUAAGCCAUUUGGCGGCAUUCAAUUGAUUAUUUGUGUUCGUUUAAAUCAAAUCUAUCGACAAAAUGAUAACCAGCUUAUUACCCUCUUACAAGAUGUACGCGAUAAUCGUUUAUCUUCAGAUAAGGUUAAUCAAAUUAAUUUUCAAGAACUAGCCAAACUUCCUACUUUCUCUAUUACUUAUUGUGCCCGCGAUAAAGAACAAAGAGUCAACACUUUAAACAUUUUAGCCAAAGAUUUGGCACCCGAAAAAUUAGAGUUAAAAAUUGGUGCCCAAGUCAUGCUAACCAUUAACCAGUUUGAAAAAAAGUUAUUUAAUGGCAGUCAGGGCAUAAUUGUUGAAUUUAAAGAGGAAGAUGGCAAAAAAUAUCCCUUAGUCAAAUUUACUG
Ambispora gerdemannii is the source of this 1225-nucleotide messenger RNA. Lineage: Eukaryota; Fungi; Glomeromycota; Glomeromycetes; Archaeosporales; Ambisporaceae. The record is from the annotation of a GenBank genome assembly.